AUGGAGUCGAGCUCUGCGACAGCCGCCGGCUCGGCUGGCAUGGCCACCAGGCCAAAGCCCAAGGACUUUAGCCACUACUACUCCGUAACCACGGCGCACCGGACUCCCAGUGCGAUGAAGGCAUACUACAAGUUCUUCCAAAUCCCUGGCAUUGGAAACCUGGCUGGCGGCCUCCCGAACCUGCGGUUUUUCCCCUUCGACACUCUCGAGGCGCAAACCGCCAAACCAGAGCGAUGGACGCCCUCGCCCAACAAGCCCAAUGCCACUGAUGAGCUCGCCACAUCCACCGCUUCGCUGAAGAUCAGUGGUUCUUCCGGCGGUUCCGACCCAGCAGCGGCGUCCCACAUCACCGUCCCCAAGGCGCUCUCCGACGACACCGACCCCCGCAAGAAGAUCGAUCUUGCAACGGCACUGCAGUACGGCCUGGCCCAGGGCUACCCACCGCUGUAUUCGUAUCUGCGGCAGUUUGCCCGCGAGCAGCUGCACCCCAACGUUCCCUAUGAGGGCGGCGUCGACAUCUGCCUGACCGUCGGUGCGACGGACGGCAUGGCCAAGACACUGGAGUUGUUUGUCGACCCGUGGAGCCCUGAGACCGGCCGUGUCUCUGACAGGCCCGGCCUGCUGUGCGAGACGUUUGUCUACGGCAACGUUCUGAGCCAGGCCCAGCCCAAGGGCGUCCAGAUCGUGCCUGUCAAGGCCGACGCGGGCGGCAUGGUGGCCACCGGGCCGGGGAGUCUGGACGAUGUCCUCACAAACUGGGACUGCUCCAAGGGCAGGAGGCCCCAUCUAAUGUACACCGUGACGAUGGGCCACAACCCCACGGGUAUCCUCCUCUCUCUCGAGCGACGCAAGGCACUCUACGCCGUCGCCUCCAAGUUCGACGUCCUCAUCAUCGAGGACGACCCUUACUGGUACCUCCAGUUCCCCUCCGCCGCAGUCGAGGAGGGCAAGUCCCGCAACAAACCACCAGUCGCCGACGCCCUGUCCACGCUGCAGAAGCCCGAAAAGUCCACAGGCUACCCCUUCAUCGACUCCCUGGUCCCCUCCUUCCUGUCAGUCGACACAGACGGCCGCGUCAUCCGCCUCGACACCUUCUCCAAGACCGUCGCCCCGGGCUGCCGCCUAGGCUUCGUGACCGCGCAGCCGGACCUGAUCGAGCGCUUCGUGCGCGUGGCCGAGUCCUCGACGCAGCAGCCCUCGGGCUUCGUGCAGAGCAUGAUUGCCGAGCUCAUCAUCGGCAGGCAAGAGCCCGAGGUCGAGCGCUCGUGGCUGUCGCUGCGCAGGGCGAGCGACCGUGCGAGCUUCACCGGCUGGGACACGAGCGGCUGGGUGCGUUGGAUCGAGGGCCUGCGGGGCGAGUACGAGCGCCGCAUGAACCGCAUGUGCCGCAUCCUGGACGACGGUGCCGCCUACGUGAAGCAGGGGACGCCGGUGGCCCCGCAUGACUCGGACCUGUGCGUCCUCACCAAGACGCAGCUGUACGACUUCUCCUGGCCGCGCGGUGGCAUGUUCGUCUGGAUCCGCGUCUUCUUCGAGUCGCACCCGCUGUUCGGCGCCGCAAGCUCCGACGGCAAGGACAUCGUCGACGGCACCGCCCUCGCCACGGGCCUGCUCAUCUACCUGACCAAGAGCCCUUACAAAGUCCUCAUCAGCCCGGGGAUGAUGUUCUCCGCCACAGAGGAGAUCCGCAGGAACGUCGGCUGGCAGUACUUCCGCCUUUGCUUCGCUGCCGAGACCGAGGAGAAUGUGGAUUCCUGCUCGGAGCGGUUCGUUAAAGGCGUAAGGAAAUACUGGAGCAUCAAGAAGGUCAAGGAUUUGGAGGAUCUUAUCAAGGAGUCACCCGUGGCCGCUCAAGAGGAGGAUGAGAUGGAGGACAUUGGAAAUUUGGGAUUAUACUUUGGAUGUUAG
Molecule: messenger RNA, 1908 nt
Organism: Diaporthe batatas
Lineage: Eukaryota; Fungi; Ascomycota; Sordariomycetes; Diaporthales; Diaporthaceae
Exons: 3
Coding region: 1-1908 (635 amino acids)
Biological process (GO): biosynthetic process
Molecular function (GO): transaminase activity; pyridoxal phosphate binding
Source: RefSeq, a predicted model, not a curated record